This is a messenger RNA of Bacidia gigantensis, 2418 nucleotides long. RefSeq lists its product as uncharacterized. NCBI's taxonomy places the organism in Eukaryota, Fungi, Ascomycota, Lecanoromycetes, Lecanorales, Ramalinaceae. Bases 1 to 2418 code for a protein of 805 amino acids. Gene Ontology annotation, cellular component: RQC complex. The record is from RefSeq and is a predicted model, not a curated record. Gene Ontology annotation, biological process: ribosome-associated ubiquitin-dependent protein catabolic process; rescue of stalled cytosolic ribosome. The transcript has 2 exons.
AUGUCGAGCAGGGCGCUUCGCAAAUUACAGCGUGAACAAGAAGAAAGGAGAAAUGCACAGCUUCUUGAUGAACAAGAAGAGGAUUCAGCAUCAGAAUAUGCUGAAAAUCCUACGGCUAAGCCGUUAAAUGCCUUCGACAUGUUGAUCACCAGCGAAGAGGAGGAAGAGGAUCAUGAUGCCGGAGGAGUCGACUUAGACUCUCAAGGCGUUGAGAACCCAACAAGUGAGAUAUUAAAACAGCAAGAUGAGCAUACUUCAAAGUCGAAGGGUCAGAAAAAGAAAAGGAAGGGCAAAAAGAAAGUGAAAACCGCAGAGCAGGAUAAAGUGAAGUCAGAGAAAGGUCGUGUCGAUGGUCAAGAGUCAGAACUUGACGAAAUUGAUAAAGCCUUGCAGUCCCUCUCCACGCAAGGCGCAGCAGACGCGACCACAUCUGUAAACGCCUUGAUCGACGAAAGUAAUGCACAUUUAUGCCGUUUGCUUGCCGUAGAAGCCAAGCAUCUAAAUGCACUUAAUGAGAUGAAAAGACUCUUUGGUAAUGUCGUCUUGGAAAAUGAUACUGAAGCGACUCCUGGUCAGAGAAGACGCGGUAGAGGUCCGCAGACCGUUGAUCUGGGUGGGGCUUUGGCCGCAAGGAACAGUCCUGUAUCCAGAGGCCAGGGUUUGAAGGGCUUAGCGCUCAAGAGGAACCCUCUGAUGAUGGGUAAAGAAGAGUGGCCUCAAGCUACAAGUGGAGGACUGGGUAUGGAACUAGUUGAGAAGCUGGAAGACGGAACCGUCGAAUAUGCGUUUGUUCAUAGCAACAUCUAUCAAGGAACUCAGCGAGAAUUUGAAGCCUGUGUUGCAUCAAUGGAUCCUCAACGCUUGAUUAACAUGCUGAUGUUUCACCCGUAUCAUGUGUCGACGCUCCUUCAGGUCUCAGAGGUGGCGAAACAGCAAGGCGAUCACUCAGUUGCUGGUGAUCUUCUUGAGCGAGCUUUGUUCACAUUUGGCCGUUCUGUUCAUUCAACUUUCACCCACAAUAUAUCAGGGGGCAAAGCUCGACUAGAUUUCCGGAAACCUGAAAAUCGUGAAUUCUGGCUUGCAGCAUGGCGCUAUGUGAGAGACCUGGGCCAACGAGGCACAUGGCGAACAGCCUACGAAUGGGCAAAGCUUAUACUAAGUCUUGACCCAGAAGGUGACCCCUAUUGCAUCGCAAAGGUCAUCGAUCAGCUUGCCCUUCGAGGUGGUCAGUCAGAGCAUUUCGUCAGUCUCAGCCAGCAUUCAUUCUUCAACAAGGACUUAUGGUUAGAUUUGCCAAACAUUUGUAUUUCAACGGCCCUAGCGCAAUAUCGACUCAAACAAACACAAGCCUGCCGAGCUACUUUAACGCAGGCUGUUUCCCAUUACCCCUGGAUAUUUGUUCGCUUGCUCAAGGAACUCAACAUCGACCAUAUACCGAAGUCGAUUUGGGGAAAGACACCCCGCACAGAUCGGGAGAAAUUUGAUGCCGAAUACUAUGUACUGGGUGCCAAAGAUCUCUGGUCUACCCCUGAAGCGAUCUCAUUCCUCGUUGAAGUUGUUGAAACCGCCCCUCCCAGCGCGCUGACCCCUGAAAACGACAAAGCUAUUUCUAUAGACGAAGCACGAGUCACCAUACUCUCAGGCGCCAACAAUCUGAUCAAUCUGAUACCUCGUGAGUUUACAACUGCACCGUCGACAUCUUCUGACCCGCUUCCACCAAUUGAUAACAGCCCCUCUUAUGAACCCGCGGGUUCACAGCGAAAUGUUUCGCAAGGCGAUGCAGAGUUAGAGGCCGCUUACGCCGACCUAGAUCAAGUUGAUCCAAGAUUUGCACCUGAGGAGUCAGAUGACAUCGAUGCUGCUCACGCCCCUGCUUCCGGCGGGUUGGACAUAUUUGGCCGCGUGGCUCAAUUUUUUGGCGGCAUAAUGCGUGGUACUUCUGCACAAGACAUUCCUCCGGAAGCAGCGCUAGCACAGAUGCUCAGAGAAGAAGGUGCCGAAGAAUUAUUAGAGCAGACCGGCCUACGAGACUACAUGAUCCAGCAUCAAGGUGAAACAAACGAACACCUUGACCCUGUAGCACACAUACCAGACCCUCCAUCGGAAGAAGCUCUCGACGAAAGUAAUGAGCAGACUGACCGUGUGGAGCCGAGUGAGCAAACAGAACAAGAUGAACAGACGAAAUUACAGCACUUCCUCGCCGGCUCAGGUAUCAACGGAUUGAAGGCAUACGCCGAGAACCACGCUGGUCAUACUGUAGCUUGGGGUCAGCCUGAAGGCGACAGAUUACUGGACGAGUACGCUCAGAAACUUGUCAGGCUACGAAAUCAAAGGACUCGACAAUUUCUCCUCCGCUAUGCAUUACCUCAAGGGGCUGGCGAGGAGGUUAAGCGCAUGGUCGAGUCCAAAAUGCGAUGA